AUGACGGAGAACGCCUACGGGCUGCUCACCACCGAGGCCUCCGCCGUCUGGGCCUGCGACUUCUGCCUGAAGACGAAGGAGAUCCAGUCGGUCUACGUCCGGGAGGGCAUGGGACAGGCAGGGUGGGUGUCCUGGCGUCCCCCUCAUUGUCCCCUCCUCCCCCUAGGUGGCAUCUACGACCCAGCGGAUGGCCCCGUGGAGAGCGUGCUGAGCCGGGACGUGGCGCCCGGGGAGCAGGAGUCACCGCUGCUCGCCGACGGCAAUGACGGGCAGCAGAAGCCCCCGCCGUCGGACAGCGGGGACCCCCAGAGCGUGCAGUCCGUGAGCCUCCUCCUGGACAAGCUGGCCAAGGAGAAACAGGAGAUCCGGCUCAUGCAGGCCGAGCUGCAGGUGGGUGAGCGUGGCCGUGCCCGGGGAAACCGGCUCUUCGAGAAGAGGAAGCGCCUCAGCGACUACGCGCUCAUCUUCGGCAUGUUCGGCAUCGUCGUCAUGGUCAUCGAGACCGAGCUCUCCUGGGGGCUCUACUCCAAGAGGAGCGAGGCUGAAGGCAGCCCGGUGCACCGGGGAGCGAAGGAUUGGUGCAGCGUGCCGGGAGCGUGCCGGGUCUCGGUGUGCCACGAGCGCAUCCUCUACAUCAGCCUGGAGAUGCUGGUUUGUGCCAUACACCCCAUCCCCGGGGAGUACAAAUUUUUCUGGACAGCCCGCUUGGCUUUCUCCUACACGCCUUCCCGGGCGGAGGCGGACGUGGACAUCAUCCUGUCCAUCCCCAUGUUCCUGCGGCUCUACCUGAUCGCGCGGGUGAUGCUGCUGCACAGCAAGCUCUUCACCGACGCCUCGUCGCGCAGCAUCGGGGCGCUCAACAAGAUCAACUUCAACACCCGCUUCGUCAUGAAGACCCUCAUGACCAUCUGCCCCGGGACGGUGCUGCUGGUCUUCAGCAUUUCCCUCUGGAUCAUCGCCGCGUGGACGGUCCGGGUGUGCGAGAGCAUCGGUGCAGGGUGGGAUGGGGAUGCGGGCGCACCCGGGGCCAAGACGCAGCUCUGCCUGCCCCCGCUCCUGGCUGCGCCGCCCGUGAUCCCUCACGAAGGCGCAGGAUUCCGUGUGGGAGCGGAGCCGAGCGCCUGGCUCCAGCUGGGGCAAGUCAAGUGCUCACGGCAGAGCCAGAGCCGUGUCUCCGUGAAAUCCCCCAUCGCCGUGCGCCGGCCCGCCGGGGCUGGUGACCUGCAGCCAACUCUCCUCUUGCAGAUCAAGAACGCGGCGGCCAACGUCCUGCGGGAAACGUGGCUCAUCUAUAAGCACACCAAGCUGCUGAAGAAGAUUGACCACGCCAAAGUCAGGAAGCAUCAGAGGAAAUUCCUACAAGCCAUUCACCAGUAA
Egretta garzetta (little egret) is the source of this 1377-nucleotide messenger RNA. Its product is annotated as small conductance calcium-activated potassium channel protein 3. Gene Ontology annotation, cellular component: neuronal cell body; neuron projection; plasma membrane. Lineage: Eukaryota; Metazoa; Chordata; Aves; Pelecaniformes; Ardeidae. The record is from RefSeq and is a predicted model, not a curated record. Gene Ontology annotation, molecular function: small conductance calcium-activated potassium channel activity; calmodulin binding. The transcript has 8 exons. The coding region runs from base 1 to 1377 and encodes 458 amino acids. Gene Ontology annotation, biological process: potassium ion transmembrane transport.